Nerophis lumbriciformis (worm pipefish) is the source of this 849-nucleotide messenger RNA. NCBI's taxonomy places the organism in Eukaryota, Metazoa, Chordata, Actinopteri, Syngnathiformes, Syngnathidae. The record is from RefSeq and is a predicted model, not a curated record.
AUGGCGUUGAACAGAAAUCAUUCCCAAAACGGCGGAGUGUUAAUUAACAACGGUGAAAGUGUAUUAAGAGAAUGUAAGAAUGUGGAGUUGUCAUUCAGUGAUGUCGCCUGUAAAACAGACCUCUUAAAGGGGACCAAGAAGGGCACUGUGUACCUUACACCAUACAGGAUGGUGUUUGUGUCCAGCAAUACAAAGGAUUGCCUGGGUUCUGCCAUGUUCCCCUAUUAUCUGAUGAAGGGCUGCAGCAUCGAGCAGCCUGUGUUUGCUGCCAACUACAUUAAAGGGACGGUGUCAGCUGAGCCGGGUGGUGGCUGGGAGGGUCAGGCCAAUUUCAAGAUGUCAUUCCCAAGUGGAGGAGCGAUCGAGCUGGGCCAGCAUCUCUUCAAACUGGCCACAAAUGCUUCUCGUGGGACUCCUGCGCAGAAUGGCGCCCCGUCAUAUCACGGCUACCCUUCUCCCGGGACGAUGAACGGCUACGGCCCACCUCCGGCUGCUCCACAGGGCUAUCCUUAUGCACCCCCUCCCCAGCAGAAUGGAGUCUAUCCUCCCCCUCCAGCUGCUGGCAACAUGGGCUACCCUUAUCCAACAGCUGCUACAGGAAUGUACCCAGCAGGAUUUGACUACAUGGCUCCACCUCCCCCAUAUCCAGGACCCCCUCAAAACUGGGCUGCACCCCCCCAGAACUGGACAGCUCCAGCACCCCCAGGUGGCCCAGCAAAUGCCAAAGCAGCAGAAGCAGCAGGCAAUGCCUACUACAAUCCCAGCAAUCCACACAAUGUCUACAUGCCCACGGAGCGGCCUCCUCCGUAUGCACCGUAUCCAAACUCUCCUGAAAAGAAAAACAACUAA